GAUGCAUGGAACACGUAUCUUCUCUGUAAGAGGCAACCGACAGACCGUUGGACCAUCAUGCGGCCUUGUUGGAUACCAAGUUUAGCCAAUCCAAGUCUUGGCCCUGCGGAUCAGAAGGUGUUCGACAAUGGUACACGCGAGCCAUAUCCGUCAUGGCGAAACGUCAACCGGGUAUUCAUCCUAAAAAACAUACCAAAUGCUCAUUGGGUGACUAGGGAGCUCGAACUAAGGUCAUGGCGUUUGACUAUAUACGAUACUUGUCUGUCAGAGAUGUUCAGGCAACAAAUCAAUGGUAUCACCCUUGUGUUGAAGAAGUUCCUCCCCAAAUUCCUAUUCGAAAUAGGAUAUUAUCUAGGGGCCAAGGAGCAAAUUAGACCGCCGAAUGUAAGAGUAUUUUAUUCAAAAGACGCGCCUCGACAGUGUGGAGUACUCGGCGAUUGUGGGAUGUUCUAUUGCAUGUUUGUUGAGCAGUUGUCCGAAGGACAAGAGGUAAAUUGUGAGACGCCAACUGACCUUCAUUCAAUGAUAUUUCGUUCACGUAUGGCAUCUAUCUUGUAUCCAACGCGUGUAACUUAGGUGCAAUAAAAAGUUUAUUUGUUGUAAAUGACAUUGUUUGCACUAUUUUUUUAAAUGGUCUUCGCUAAUA
This is a messenger RNA of Cynara cardunculus var. scolymus (artichoke), 646 nucleotides long. RefSeq lists its product as uncharacterized. The transcript has 2 exons. Gene Ontology annotation, molecular function: cysteine-type peptidase activity. Gene Ontology annotation, biological process: proteolysis. NCBI's taxonomy places the organism in Eukaryota, Viridiplantae, Streptophyta, Magnoliopsida, Asterales, Asteraceae. Bases 58 to 576 code for a protein of 172 amino acids. The record is from RefSeq and is a predicted model, not a curated record.